CUAAGGUGCAUAGCUACAACGUACUGCUUUUCAUCACUCUGUUUCGCGAACUAACAACCAAAAACAAUGAACGCAUUGGAACCGAAUCCCGCGAAUUCAUCACCAUUCACCCCAAUCUCUUUCUUGGAGAGAGCUGCGGUUGUUUACGGCGACUCUCCUUCUCUAAUCUACAACCAAACCAUGUAUACUUGGGCACAAACUCACCGUCGCUGCCUUCAACUCGCCUCCUCGAUAUCGUCCCUCUCUAUCUCCCCCGGAGACGUUGUUUCUGUUCUCGCUCCCAACAUUCCCGCCAUGUACGAGCUCCACUUUGCUGUGCCAAUGUGCGGCGCGGUACUCAACUGCAUCAACACUCGCCUUGAUGCACGUGCCAUCUCAACUCUGCUUACUCACUCUGAGUCGAAACUCGUCUUUGUUGAUUACCAAAUGGCUUCGGUUGUUUUGGAAGCUCUCUCGUGCUUUCCUCUGCACUCGAGGCCGAAACUAGUUAUGAUCACGGAAGAUGAUCAAGCUUCAUCUCCGGAGUUUGAUUUUACGUAUGAGAGGCUAGUUGAAAGAGGUGAUCAGUCGUUUGAUUGGAUCAGGCCGCGGUCAGAAUGGGAUCCGAUUGUUCUUAAUUAUACUUCUGGCACAACAGCCUCCCCGAAAGGAGUUGUUCUUAGCCACCGUAGCGCAUUUCUUAAGACUAUCGAUGCUUUGCUCGAAUGGUCUGUACCGAAACAACCUGUUUUUCUAUGGGCCUUACCGAUGUUUCAUGCCAACGGUUGGGGUUAUACUUGGGGGAUGGCUGUUGUGGGAGGGACUAAUAUUUGUUUGAGAAGAUUUGACUCCGAUUUGAUCUAUGAUAAGAUAGUCAAGCAUGGAGUGACUCAUAUGUGUGGAGCUCCGGUUGUUUUAAACAUGUUAUCCAACGAUCCUGACCGCGAGAAGUUAACAAGUCCGGUUCAUAUUCUAACAGCUGGAGCUCCCCCUCCUGCUGCUGUGUUAAUGCGGACCGAGGAGUUAGGAUUCACGGUGAGUCACGGCUAUGGUCUUACAGAAGUUGGGGGAUUAGUAGUGAUGUGUUUGUGGAAACCGGAGUGGAAUGGUUUGCCUGCAAGGGAGCGAGCGAGGCUCAAGGCGCGACAAGGAGUGAGGACGAUUGGCUGCACGGAAGUGGAUGUGGUGGAUCCGGAGUCAGGCCUUGGUGUGAAGCGCGAUGGGGUGACUGUGGGGGAGGUGGUGCUGAAAGGCGGGACUGUGAUGUUAGGCUAUUUGAAAGACAAGGAAGGUACUUUGCAGUGCAUGAAGCAAAACUGGUUUUACACGGGUGAUGUUGGAGUCAUGCAUGAGGAUGGAUAUGUGGAGAUCAAGGAUCGGUCUAAGGAUGUGAUUAUUAGUGGCGGCGAAAAUGUGAGUAGCGUUGAGGUGGAAUCCGUGUUGUACCUGCAUCCGGCUGUGAAUGAGGCCGCCGUGGUGGCGAGGCCGGAUGAGUAUUGGGGGGAGACUCCUUGCGCAUUUGUGAGUUUAAUUUGUGGAAAGACAGCGACCGAGAAAGAGAUUAUUGAGUUCUGUAGAGAGAAGUUGCCAAAAUAUAUGGCUCCCAGAAAGGUUGUGUUUAAGGAGGAAUUGCCAAAGACGUCGACUGGGAAGAUUCAGAAGUUUUUGCUAAGAGAGAUGGCAAAGGAAUUGGUAAGCUCAGGCUCGAAUGUGGAGAAAAGUAAGGUGCUGAGUUCUCCAUCGGCCCGGUGUGGGGCGAGAACUUCAAUUCACAUCCCCUCACGGCGUAAUUCUUUUCUGUUCUGUUCGAGGCCACGAAAAGAUUUUGCUUAUCCGUUUCUCUGUUCCGCAAAGAUGUCAUAUGUUCCACGUUCCAUCCAGCCCCGCUGCAUUGUAUGAAUAUGUAAUUUGUCCGAUCUCUAAGAAUCAGACCUAAAUAAUAUCUGUUUCGUGCUACCUUGUAUAACUUCGUCUAAUUGAGGAUUGUUUAGAGUCAUGCACUUACUCAAAACUAUCAAGAUUUUAUUGUUUUAGGUUCUUCUAGAGUUCUACUAAUUAUAGAGCG
Daucus carota subsp. sativus is the source of this 2044-nucleotide messenger RNA. Its product is annotated as 2-methylpropanoate--CoA ligase CCL4. Lineage: Eukaryota; Viridiplantae; Streptophyta; Magnoliopsida; Apiales; Apiaceae. The transcript has a single exon. The record is from RefSeq and is a predicted model, not a curated record. Bases 67 to 1878 code for a protein of 603 amino acids.